AUGGAGGAUUGGAGAAGAAUUGACAUCGAUGCUUAUGACCCUGAAAGUGGAAGAUUGACAGUGGAGGACCUAAAGCCACCCUACUCACAUCUCCUAACACUACAGGAACUACAACCAGCUAUUCAGCAAUUACGUGCUUAUGCUGCUUCAGGCGAUUUCGUUUCCGCAGUUCAGGUUUUCACGAGUGAACCACCAUACAGUGCAGAUGAACAAGCAAAAUCACAGUACUUUUUUGGUGUGUUAGAAGUACUAACCCAGGUUAGACAAGCCGAUAUCGCCAACAUAAUCAAGCAAUUGGAUGCCAAGCAACAGGAUGUAUUGGUAAAAUAUCUCUACAAGGGCAUGUCGAUACCGGAAGGCCAAAAACAUGGCGGUAUUCUUCUCGCAUGGUUCGAAAAAUUGACUCAAGCCUCAGGUGUAAACCCAAUUGUGCACUAUCUCUCAGAUAGAAGAACUGUAUAG
This is a messenger RNA of Kluyveromyces marxianus DMKU3-1042, 462 nucleotides long. RefSeq names its product Arc15p (gene ARC15). Gene Ontology annotation, molecular function: actin filament binding. The transcript has a single exon. Lineage: Eukaryota; Fungi; Ascomycota; Saccharomycetes; Saccharomycetales; Saccharomycetaceae. Gene Ontology annotation, biological process: Arp2/3 complex-mediated actin nucleation; regulation of actin filament polymerization. Bases 1 to 462 code for a protein of 153 amino acids. The record is from RefSeq and is a predicted model, not a curated record. Gene Ontology annotation, cellular component: cytoplasm; Arp2/3 protein complex; actin cytoskeleton.